Molecule: messenger RNA, 834 nt
Organism: Thalassophryne amazonica
Lineage: Eukaryota; Metazoa; Chordata; Actinopteri; Batrachoidiformes; Batrachoididae
Product: protein PERCC1
Exons: 1
Coding region: 1-834 (277 amino acids)
Source: RefSeq, a predicted model, not a curated record
AUGGCUGCAGGAAUCAUCAGGAAUUUCUUUGUUCAAACCUCAUCUCCAGGCUACUUCCCCAUGAUUUUCCACCAGUCUCCAUGCACAGAUGAUGUGGAGGAGCAGGAAAUAAAGGAAACAACAAAGGAGACUGAAGAUGAGGAUGAAAGAGAAGUGGAGGAUGAAGAUGAUGUUGCAUCUGAAGCUCACGAAGAAGAGGACAGUUUGGAGGAGGUUUUCCUGCAGCCUGCUCACUACACUGUGGAUGUAACCAGGCAGCUGCUGACCUUUGCUGACCUCAUCAGUCGUGACGUUCAGCGUUAUUUUGGUCGCUGUCACAGCGACCAGGAAGGAGGUGACAUUUAUAAUGACUCCGUGUCUGUGAGAACCAGUGGAUGUCUGCGCUACUAUGACGACCUGCUGAGAAUCGUGAGAGCAGAUGAGCAGAAAGAUACUGGUGUCACUCGUGGUGAAGAAGCUGACGUACCUGGAGUUGCUAAGGGCAACAGUGAUCUGGGACCACUGGCUGAACUGUUUGGACCGAGUCAAGGCCGCAGCCAGCCAAUGAUGAAGCGCCAUCUCCCGCUCAGUUUUUGGACUGAACCAAUGUCCUGCUGUUCUCUAGAGAAUUUCAGUAACACAGCUGAUGUCACACAAACAACCAGUGACACUCCUUCACAGGACAACAUGCACACAGACACACCUGUGCACUAUGACAGCCUCCAACAGUCCAACAUGCAUGCACUUGACAAUACACAACCCGACUUCAGUGACCUGCUGGCAAACUGGGAUCCAAACCCAGAACAUGGUCACACGCUGAUGGAGAGCAUGCACAUGCAGCACGGAACAUCGUGA